Molecule: messenger RNA, 2165 nt
Organism: Vigna unguiculata (cowpea)
Lineage: Eukaryota; Viridiplantae; Streptophyta; Magnoliopsida; Fabales; Fabaceae
Product: transcription factor SRM1-like
Molecular function (GO): DNA binding
Source: RefSeq, a predicted model, not a curated record
AAUGUAUGCAUUUACUGUUCUGAUAAGAUAAACAGAAAGAAAGAAUGUGCAUAGCUCCAAAAAAAGGGAUCAUGAGAGAGAAGCAUUAUACUGAUCCAGUUCAGUACCUAUAUAUAGACCAUACAGCUUUAUUUGACCCUUUUCUGUGUUCAACAGUCUCUGUGAGCUGAAGGUAGGUAGUUAGCAUAAAAAAGAUUGAAGCAAGCACUCCAGAAGGAAGAAAAAGAUAUUAAUGCGUCCUGCAGAUUCCUGUGGGUUGCAACUUGGUUCUGGCUUUUUCAAUCCCUGCUGUCCUAUUUGUGGCAAAGCUGUUGUUGGGAUGGGACCAAUUAUGACCCAUCUAUCUCUUUGUGGUAUCUAAGGAUAACCCUCAUCAAUGUCAUUUAUGAUUUCCUAGUUCUGCCCUUAACAAAUUCUUACCCAGUAAACAAUUCACAAGAGUCCAGUUUUUCAAUUCUGAAGCAAAAAUCACCACUGAAAUUUUACAUACCUCAGCGUUUGGGAUUUAGUUGGUAUUGAAAUCUGUUCUGCUUCGUGGCAUUUUCUGUCUCUGUUGAUUCUACUUCAGGACUGGAACUUAUUGCAACAUAUCUGCUGCAAUAGUUUAGCAUAAGAUCAAAGUAAUAGUAAGGUUUUCUUCAAAGAGAUAAACUAGAUCCAUUAUUCCCAUGAAACAAACCAGUGUGUUUGUGAUGUUUAAGGUGUGGGUUUGACGUGGAUUGUUGAACUGUUAUAUAGAAACCUUUCUCUCCUUUUGAAACAAAUCUCUAUAGUUGAUUUAAACAAGACUAGAUGACUGCGGAUGAAGUCGGAAGUAGCUCCGAGUGGAGCAAAGAACAGGACAAAGCAUUUGAAAAUGCCUUGGCAAUUCAUCCUGAAGAUGCUUCCGACAGAUGGGAGAAGAUUGCGGCUGAUGUACCAGGGAAAACCUUGGAAGAGAUUAAGCAUCACUACGAGCUCUUGGUUGAAGAUGUUAAUCAGAUUGAAUCUGGUUGCGUACCUUUGCCAUCUUAUAAUUAUCCUUCAGAGGGCUCAGCAAGCCACGCUAGUGAUGAAGGAGCUGGCAAGAAGGGAGGCAGUUCAUGGAAUAGUAACAAUGAAUCGAGUCAUGGAAAUAAGGCUUCAAGAUCAGAUCAGGAACGACGAAAGGGUAUUGCAUGGACAGAGGAUGAACACAGGUUAUUUCUUCUAGGCUUGGAAAAAUAUGGAAAAGGUGACUGGCGAAGCAUAUCAAGGAACUUUGUAGUGACAAGAACACCUACACAAGUUGCAAGCCAUGCCCAAAAGUACUUCAUUCGUUUGAACUCGAUGAACAAGGAUAGAAGGCGAUCCAGCAUACAUGAUAUCACCAGUGUGAACAAUGGAGAUGUUUCAGCACCUCAAGGACCAAUCACUGGCCAAACAAAUGGUUCUGCAGCACACUCUGGAAAAUCAACGAAACCAGCCCCUCCAACCCCAAGUGCUACCCCAAGUGUAGGAAUAUAUGCUGCUCCUACCAUAGGACAACCUAUAGGAGGACCCCUUGUAUCUGCAGUUGGCACCCCAGUGAACCUUCCUGCCCCGGCACACAUGGCAUACGGUCUCGGUGCCCCGGUUCCUGGGACAGUUGUUCCUGGAGCCCCAAUGAACCUGGGUCCUGUGCCAUACCCCAUGCCACACACAUCUGCUCAUAGAUGAAGUUCUGUUCAGAGGUCUAAUGUACAAAAAAGGACACAGAAGAUGGCUUCUGAACAUAAUGUAAGGAUUUGUUUGGAUAAAUCUCUCCUUUAAGUAGCUCUAGGAGGAAAAAAUGAGAAGGGAAAAUGAAAUACUAUUUUCUUUGUCUAGAAGUGUUCAUGAAGAAGUUUAUCCAAGUAUGUCCUAAUUCUUUUCCUAUUCCACAAGUUGCUUAUGUGAGAGUUUUAUAUGUCCCAUCAAUUAUUUCAAAUAAGCGAUACUUAGAUAGAAGCAUUUGAAUGUAUCUGCAUCGGUUGCCCUGGAUGGAAUAUCUGGCAGCAUUGACACACGACAGCAUGAAAGCAAGGUUGUUUUGGAGACAUUGAAAUAGUUUUAGUUAGUCAUAUAAAGUGGUCCAUGCUGUAGAGAAAGGCUCUGUGUCUUUGAAUUGUUUCUGUUGUAUUUUGACUUGGUUUCUGAUUUUCAGUAGGAUCUAAAUUUCCCAUCUA